UUCACACCAUGCACUCGCACCUUCUAGAGUGCCCUCAGCGCGAUGAACGGGGCUGAUCUUAAGAAGAGCCAUAAAGCCACAGCAGUCGAACAGCUUCCAACGCCCUCUCUCUCACCUGUACCUGACGGUGUGGUCUCACCCAUCGAAGGACAGCAUGUCGCUUUCCCGGGAUAUACGGCAAACGGCGACAAGGUGAACGCAAAUGGGGCAAUCAGCCCUGGGGAUUGGAGCAGACGGACCAGCGUCUAUGACGAGGCUGUAUUGUCGGACACGAGCGAGAAGACGAGACCCGUUCCACAGAUUCGGAGGCCUGGGGACGGCAGGAGAAAAAGCAGCGUGUCGGAGCACGAUAAAGUCCUUAAGCUCAGCCCGAGACAGAUCCACGAGUUGACGAGCGAGCCUACAAGCAUACCCGUUCGAGCGGCCACACCGAUUCAGGAGGAUGCAUCGGAGAUCGAGACAUCGGAUGAGAAGGUAGAUACAAGGGAGAGCAAUCAUGGGCGAGACGUUUCGUUGGGGCCGGCUGUUGAGCUAAACGGCACGCAUGAGAAGAGGCGGAGUAACUCGGGGGCCGGCGAUGCAAGGCAGGAGAAGGAGAUCGUGGCUAUAAAAGGCCCUACAGCCGACUUGAAGCUCAACCGGCCGGCCCUAAGUGCGAGAUCCGUCACUACGCCGCCAGUAAUGCGCAGGAAGCAGUCGAGUCAGGGGAAUAGAGGGCAAGCGCAAACAUAUGAGGGUGAAGAGCGACGGGCUUCUAAACAUGUUCCACCUCCGCUAGACCUGGGACACAAGGACAACCGGGAGACUCUGAAAGCCCCGCCUCAGGACAGGCACCGAGAUGUACCAUCACCUAUGCCAGCAUCAAUACCUCUACCGCCAAUGUCCAUGCCCACCUUUCUCUCGCUCGAGCUGGCCGCAGAUCGACCGUCGCCGCUGUACAUAUACCGCCCGUCCACGACCGACUUCCCUUACGAGUCCUCCAAGAUAAAGUAUGACCGUUUGGUCAACUUCUUAGUUCUCCCACCAAAGCUUGAGGCGAUAUUGGGCUUUGGAGCGCUAGCUUGCUUAGACUCCUGGAUGCACAUCUUGACUAUUCUUCCGCUACGUUUCUUGAUUGCUAUUGGAAUACUGGUCCGGUGGUGGGGCACGAUGGUUGUUAAAGAGGCCCGAGACAUAUGGAGCUUUGUAUAUAGCGGGCUACCGCGAGUGUUGAGACGAAGGAGAAAUACGGAUGCCCCUACGCCUGUCCCAGCGACACCUGCGGAUGAGGAACCGGCGCCCCGAUCUCGAAGGCCAUCCACUUCCGCUGCACCGUCGCCCAAUUCUGCCGCUACUACGUCAGCACGAGAAAACGGUCAUGCGGUUGCAACUUUCAGAUUCCCGGAGCAGAAAGAUGCUCCUGCUAAACGAAUGCGGGCUCGCUAUCGACAUCGAAGAACAAAGUCGACGCCUUCUGCUCUAUCUCCGAGCCACAAAGCCGAUAUCCUGAAAGGCUUUCUAGUCAUUUCAAGCUGCGCGGUCCUCAUGCGCUUCGACGCUAGUAGGAUGUACCAUGGCAUUCGCGGACAAUCCGCCAUCAAACUCUACGUCAUCUACAACGUCCUCGAAGUCUGUGACCGCCUGUUAUCUGCUCUUGGACAGGAUGUCUUGGAAUGUCUCUUUUCACGCGAAACGCUGGAUCGCAACCCUGAUGGUCGAAGCAAGGUUAUACGUCCGUUCUGGAUGUUCAUCCUAGCUCUCGUCUACAACGUAGCACACGCGACUGCCCUCUUCUACCAGGUCAUAACGCUCAACGUUGCGGUGAACUCCUAUUCCAACGCUCUCCUUACCUUGCUUAUGUCGAAUCAGUUCGUCGAGAUCAAAGGCACGGUCUUCAAGAAAUUCGAGAAAGAGAACCUCUUCCAGCUCACCUGCGCCGACAUCGUGGAGCGCUUUCAGCUUUGGCUUAUGUUGCUCAUCAUCGCCAUGCGCAACAUUGUGGAAGUAGGCGGUCUCAGUAUCCCAAGCAGUUUAUCCUCUUUCAGCAGUGCGUUGGGAGGAGGUAAUGCUACAACUUCUGCGCCUUUCUCGGCGUCUAGCAUCCUCCCCAUGAGCUUCACCAUCUUCCCCAAGUGGAUAGCGCAGGUGCUAAAUCCGUUCUUCUUGGUGCUGGGAAGUGAGAUGUUCGUCGACUGGUUGAAGCAUGCGUAUAUCACAAAGUUCAACCAAACAAAGCCAGAGGUGUAUGGCAAGUUCCUCGAUGUCCUGGCGAAGGACUACUACUCCGACGCCUUUACAGACCAGAACUUGACGAGACGUCUUGGCCUCCCCGUCCUCCCACUGUCCUGUCUCUUCAUCCGCGCAGCCAUUCAAACCUACCACAUGUUCAUCGCAACCCAUAUGCCGCUCCCCUUCCCCUCGACCUCCACAUCCCUAACAGACUCUCCGCCUACUUCUUCCCCUGCUACAACCGCAGCCCUCGCCCACAUCGAUCACAUCUUCCGCCGCGCCCUCGGCCGCUCAUCCUUCGGAGCCGGCGUCGCAGACCAACACUGGUACCACCUCUCCUCCUGGACGCUCGACGACGCGAUCGCGGGUGCUACCAUGCUCAUCGUCUUCUUGGUCGGAUAUCUCAUCUUUCUCGCUUUCAAGCUGAUUCUCGGGAUGAUACUACUAUCACUAGCGCGGAAUCGCUAUCAUGGGAUGAAAGAGAGGGAGAGAUUGAAUGUGGAGACGGGUGGGAAGAGGAUUGGGGGGUGGGGCGUCGUCGAUGUGGAUGAGGAUAAGAGGAGAUGGAUUUAUCAUGAUGAUCCUGAUGGGCUAAGGAGUUUGAGAGAGCGGGAUGAGAGGCAGAAACAGAAGGAGGAGAAGGAGCGCGAGAGGGGAACAAGCUUUGGGCACGUUAGUAGGUAUGCUAUGGUUGCUAAGAGGAUUUGGUAGAUAUAUGUCCUAGAUGAACCACCGCAUCUAUCUCGACUCGCG
This is a messenger RNA of Trematosphaeria pertusa, 2961 nucleotides long. RefSeq names its product DUF747-domain-containing protein. NCBI's taxonomy places the organism in Eukaryota, Fungi, Ascomycota, Dothideomycetes, Pleosporales, Trematosphaeriaceae. Gene Ontology annotation, cellular component: endoplasmic reticulum membrane. Gene Ontology annotation, biological process: maintenance of protein localization in endoplasmic reticulum. The coding region runs from base 43 to 2919 and encodes 958 amino acids. The transcript has 2 exons. The record is from RefSeq and is a predicted model, not a curated record.